Messenger RNA from Aspergillus uvarum CBS 121591, 507 nucleotides. RefSeq lists its product as uncharacterized. The coding region runs from base 1 to 507 and encodes 168 amino acids. NCBI's taxonomy places the organism in Eukaryota, Fungi, Ascomycota, Eurotiomycetes, Eurotiales, Aspergillaceae. The record is from RefSeq and is a predicted model, not a curated record. The transcript has a single exon.
AUGACAUGUUUUUACCUCGCAGGAACCACUGCACAGGGACUCUGGCUGCUGCAGGAGGUCCUAGGCGAGAUGGAAGACAAGGAACAUCAUGCGCAGGUGGUCGAAAUCAUGCGGGAAAGGCUGACGCCGGAAUCAGGCUUCAUUGGACCACAAGAGGUGACUUCCCAUAUUUGGUUCUGGAACCGACUGAACGAACACGGGCUCACCGAAAAGGACUUGAGAUCGCAAGCUCACGAGGCCUUUCCGUUUCGAGGCGAUCAUGUUCCAGACCCGAAGGGAGAGUUUCCUCCUCGAGCAUGGACCCUGAUGUGGCACGACACUUACAGUAACCUGUAUGGGGAGUGGAUCCCCGGGGAACUGCGGAGCUGGGGAUACGUCUUCUGGGACGCGGGGCGAUUGGAGACAGAAGCACAAGAGGUACUACUAUGGCGUUGGAAAAGGUCCUUCGAUGAAGACUGGGAUCCGCGGGACGAGUAUGACCUUGCUGAUGUCAGAGCCAUCCGAUGA